AACCAGGACGUAGCAUGGGCGUGUGUGAACUGGGCCGGUUAUUUUAGAUAUUGGCCAAGAUUGUUGCUUGUUCACCUCUAUAUAUAUCACACACUAGUACAGACGGCUGCUAAAGCUACAAAUUAAUUGAAGCUGGUUUAGAGAGAAGGUGCAGAAGGAAAACCUAACCCUAAUCGAAGAACCCUCGCGUUGUUGUUUGUUCACCUCAAUAUAUACACACAGGUCCAACUAUGGAAAUGCUCAGAGAGUACGAUAUCAUCGAGUUCUCCCAUGCGGAGUUAGAUGAUUUGACCAGUAAUUUUAGCCAAGCAAAUCUGAUUGGAGAAGCCCAAUUCGGCAAAGUGUAUCGAGGAAAGACUCAGCAAGGUCAGGAUGUGACUGUGAAGAUUUGGGAAGAUUUAGGAAAAUUUGCUGUAGGCCGGGAUGAACACCGUUCCCAAUUGGCGAAAGAAUGCAUUUUUCUAAUGGAGUCAAGUGUAAAUCAUCAUCCGAGUCUGGUCAAACUUUUGGGAUAUUGCUGCGAAGAUAGUCUGUUGGGGGUUGUUUAUGACCUUAAACCAGUGGAUACAGUGCACAACCUCAUUGAUAAUGAUGGCUUUUCCUGGCUCCACAGAAUCAAGGUGGCAAUUGAUAUUGCACAUCUGCUCGAGUUUUUGCAUUAUCAUCAUAAACCACAAUACCUAGUUCGCAAUAUUAGUUCUGCACAUAUAAUGGUUGAUCAGGAUUACAAUCCGGUACUAUUCGACUUUUGUAUGCUAGUUGGUGGGCUUUUUGGUGAUGUGCAACCAAUCGCACAUAAGUUUGUGCUUGGAGCGCCAGGCUAUACUGAUCCGAUGAUUAUAAAUUUCGCAGGUAAAUGGUGGAAGGUACACGACAUCUUCUCGUUUGGCACUGUGCUUUUGGAGCUCAUAUCCAAAAGACCCUCUGAGAUGAAGAAACCUGUACACUAUUGGGCUGAAGCGCAAUACAAUUUGAACAAGCCCAAGAAAUCAUUAUUUGGCUGCUUUGCCCUCUCAAAGAAGUUCUCUCUCGUGCACAAAAGCUUUGAAGAAGAUUUGGGGUUUAGUCAACACGAUGGAUAUAAAAUUACUGAUCUGGCAAUGCGCAGUGUGGAAGGCAAUGGCGUACGUCCAUCAAUGAAGGAAGUUGUUCAAACCUUGGCGAGGUUACAUGCUGUUUGUCGUCACGGUCACCGGGUUUAUUAAUAUGAUGCUCUGUAGGUGAAUAAUGAAGGUGUUCUCUAUUGCUAGAAAAUUCAGUUACCUUGUUACAGUAAUAUACUGUUCUCCAAGCUCUAAUGUCUUGAUACUGGAAAACUCUUUUCAUUUCAACAAGCUUUAUGUUAUAUUUACCUACUUGAAUCUAAUUUUUCUUUCCCUA
Messenger RNA from Cornus florida, 1380 nucleotides. RefSeq names its product serine/threonine-protein kinase CDG1-like. Gene Ontology annotation, molecular function: ATP binding; protein kinase activity. The record is from RefSeq and is a predicted model, not a curated record. Lineage: Eukaryota; Viridiplantae; Streptophyta; Magnoliopsida; Cornales; Cornaceae. The transcript has 6 exons. Bases 231 to 1205 code for a protein of 324 amino acids. Gene Ontology annotation, biological process: protein phosphorylation.